Molecule: messenger RNA, 2453 nt
Organism: Gracilinanus agilis (Agile Gracile Mouse Opossum)
Lineage: Eukaryota; Metazoa; Chordata; Mammalia; Didelphimorphia; Didelphidae
Gene: ANAPC7
Product: anaphase promoting complex subunit 7
Exons: 11
Coding region: 110-1807 (565 amino acids)
Biological process (GO): cell division
Molecular function (GO): protein binding
Source: RefSeq, a predicted model, not a curated record
CAUCUCGUUUGCUGCCGCUUCCCUCCCCUCCCCUCCCCCCGAACCCGUAGGUGUCCGGUCCCCGCCUCGCCAGCCGCCGCUGCCUCGCGGCCCCGCCGGGAAAGCAAGGAUGAACGUGAUCGACCACGUGCGGGACAUGGCGGCCGCGGGUCUGCACUCCAAUGUACGGCUUCUGAGCAGCCUCCUCCUCACUAUGAGCAACAACAAUCCUGAAUUAUUCUCUCCAUCUCAGAAGUACCAGCUUUUGGUCUACCAUGCAGAUUCUCUCUUUCAUGAUAAAGAAUAUCGGAAUGCUGUUAGCAAGUACACAAUGGCCCUCCAGCAGAAGAAGGCCUUAAGUAAAACAUCAAAAGUGAGACCUUCUACUGGGAAUGCUGCUUCAACUCCUCAGAGUCAGUGUCUUCCAUCUGAAAUUGAAGUGAAGUACAGAAUGGCUGAGUGUUACACAAUGCUAAAACAAGACAAAGAUGCCAUCGCUGUCCUUGAUGGGAUCCCUUCAAGACAAAGAACUCCUAAAAUAAACAUGAUGUUGGCCAACUUGUACAAGAAGGCUGGGCAGGAACGCUCAUCUGUGACCAGUUACAAAGAGGUGCUGAGACAGUGCCCGUUGGCUCUGGAUGCCAUUCUAGGUUUAUUGUCCCUUUCUGUAAAAGGUGCAGAAGUGGCAUCUAUGACAAUGAAUGUAAUUCAGAGCAUUCCUAACUUGGACUGGCUUUCAGUAUGGAUCAAAGCAUAUGCCUUUGUACACACUGGUGACAACACCAGAGCUAUCAAUACCAUCUGUUCUCUAGAGAAAAAGUCCUUAUUGAGAGAUAAUGUGGACCUACUGGGGAGCCUAGCAGAUCUGUACUUCAGAGCAGGAGAUAACAAAAACUCCAUUCUCAAAUUUGAACAGGCUCAGAUGUUGGAUCCCUAUCUGAUAAAAGGAAUGGAUGUCUAUGGAUACUUACUGGCACGAGAAGGACGCCUGGAGGAUGUCGAGAGCCUGGGCUGCCGCUUAUUUAAUAUAUCUGAUCAGCAUGCUGAACCUUGGGUGGUGUCUGGAUGUCAUAGUUUCUAUAGCAAACGGUACUCUCGAGCUUUGUAUUUAGGAGCCAAGGCUAUUCAGCUCAAUAGCAACAGCGUCCAGGCUUUGUUGCUAAAGGGAGCAGCCCUCAGAAAUAUGGGCAGAGUUCAGGAAGCCAUAAUCCACUUUCGGGAAGCCAUACGUCUCGCCCCUUGCCGACUGGACUGUUAUGAAGGGCUCAUUGAAUGUUAUUUAGCUUCUAACAGUAUUCGGGAGGCAAUGGUGAUGGCUAACAACGUCUACAAAACCCUUGGAGCAAAUGCACAGACCCUCACUCUGUUAGCCACUGUGUGUCUUGAAGAUCCGGUCACCCAGGAGAAAGCUAAGACCUUGCUGGACAAAGCCCUGACCCAGAGGCCAGACUACAUUAAGGCGGUGGUGAAGAAAGCAGAGUUACUGAGCAGAGAACAGAAAUACGAAGAUGGCAUAGCUUUGCUGAGGAACGCUUUGGCCAAUCAGAGCGACUGUGUGUUACAUCGGAUCCUGGGAGAUUUCCUGGUGGCCGUCAAUGAGUAUCAGGAAGCCAUGGACCAGUACAGCAUUGCUCUGAGCCUGGACCCCAACGACCAGAAGUCUCUGGAGGGGAUGCAGAAGAUGGAGAAGGAGGAGAGCCCCACGGAUGCCACUCAGGAGGAAGACGUGGACGACAUGGAAGGAAGCGGGGAAGAAGGAGACUUGGAGGGUAGCGACAGCGAGGCGGCCCAGUGGGCCGACCAGGAGCAGUGGUUUGGCAUGCAGUGAGGCAUUUGAGCUCGUCGGGGAGCAUUUCGGGGGGCCCCGGCCUGGCUCUUCUCGGCUGGGAAGAAGAAGGCCGUAUUGGCUCGGCACGGAGUCGGCUUCUCAUCCACUCACUUGUAACUCGAUUUUGUAGGGCCGAGCCUGUGGGCAGCAUGCAGGCGCGCUUCCCGGCCCCGCGGCUGUGCUGUGCGGUGGAAAAGGACACGGGUCCAGGCCGGGCCGGCUCGUGCGCGGCCCUGAGGCGGCCCUGCACGCCGGCCCUCCCCCGCCCGACCUGUGUCUGGCAGCGGCAGCGUUGCUGAUGCCUUAACCGGGACUUGCUGUUUGGCAAACGUUUCCUAUUUGAUCAUCGGGUGGCACGUCUGUAAGGCCCGGCCCGGCCCGCAUCCCUGAGCAGUGCCCCCGGCCCUCGCUGCCCCCGCGGCCCUCGCUGCCCCCGCGGCCCUCGCUGCCCCCGCGGCCCUCGCUGGCCUCCUCGUUUGCUGUAAUUCAUAAUAAAGCCACGUUGGGGUGCAGAAAUGGGAUUCCUCUGGCUGAAAGGCUGAAGGCUACUCUGCAGUUUUUGUUCUUUUUCUCUUGUUCUGUCUGGUCUCCAGGAAUAGCUGGAAAAUUAAUUUUAGGUUAAAGGUUUUAAAAUGCUGCUGCCUCA